GUAAUUUUUAGGAUUAAUUGUUAAGGUCGUUGGUGGAAGUGUUACAAACACAUUGUACGUUACCGUGAUAGAAUUUACUAUAUUCAUGAAGAAUGCGUGAAAUGGAAAAAGAUGGUGAAUUACAAGGCGUCAAAUGUCUCUGGUCUACUCUUCUUCAUGAAGUCACUGACAAAGCAUCAGCUGGUCUUUCAUCUUCAAAAAACUUGGUUGUUUUGGGGGACGAAAAGUGUGGAAAAUCAACACUGAUCUCUCGACUUCAAGGAUCAGAAGAUAUGAAGGAAGGAUUUGGACUGGAAUAUCUUCUUAUAGAUAUAAAAGAUGAAGCAAGGGAUGCCAUCACUAACCUUAGUGUGUGUAUUAUGGAUGGAAAUCCUGUUCAAAGUUAUCUGCUUAAAUAUGCUAUCACUGAGGACACCUUCGACGAUCAAAUGGCCGUGAUUGUCGUCAGCAUUAGAGAACCAUGGAAGAUGAUUGAAACUUUAGAGAAAUGGGCAGAUAUACUCGCAAAACACAUUGAUAAACUUAAACUCUCAGAGGACAAACUGAAGACGUGUAAAUCGAAAAUUCUAAAGGAAUUUUACAAUUAUCUGGAACCGGAGGCGCUUGCUAAUGCAGCCACCAAUCCUGUAAAAUUAGCUUCCUUUUCGUUUUCCAGUAUGUCUGAAACAUCAUUCGAAACGUCACCUGAAUCACCACCUGCACAUUACGCUAAUACAUAUCCAGAAGAAAUUCAUGAGCACAACGUAAUGAAUAACAAUCUCGGUGUACCACUCAUUGUUGUUGUGACAAAGACAGAUUUAAUGAAAACUAUGGUCAACGAGAAGGAAUAUACUGAAGAACAUUUUGAUUUUAUACAAAUGCAUGUACGCAGAUUUUGUCUUACGUACGGAGCGGCGUUAUUUUAUGUAUCAGUGAAAGAGGACCUAAACUGUGACCUACUAAAAAGUUAUAUUCAGCAUCGUCUUUACGGACUUCCCUUCAACCAUAGUCCAUAUGUAGUUGAAGGCAACUGUAUUUUCGUUCCGGCAGGCUGGGAUAAUCAUAAAAAAAUAAAUAUCUUGGGUGAAAACUUAACUACGAUUAAUCCAGAAAGCCCCUAUUCUGCAGUUAUACCAAGACCAAUACCGCGUAAAACAAAUAACAGAGAACCAGAGAUAGUCCCUGUAGAUGAACAGGCCUUUCUUCUUCGACUGUCAAUGAUUAAAGAUCAAGAGAAUAUAGAACCUGGUAUGCUAAAAGAUUUAUUAGGACCUAGUGGACCAGAUUCUUCUCUCCGACAAUCGGGAAAUACUUCAAAAAAUGUACCAGUUAUAAAACCUGCUGACGAUGGUAACCGGUUGCCAAACAGUCCAACUAACAUGUUUCGCCCUAAAGUUCCUCAGGGAAAUUCAUCGCUUAACCUACCAAACAGUGGUACUUCGGACGGUGUGCUUGCUGAUUUUUUCUCAAAGUUACUUAAAAAAAGACCAACUGCAGGUGGUACUGUUGGAGAUGCACCUACUUCUUCAGCUAGUGAACUUCAGCUAUCUAAAGCUGAAGAAGAAAAAGUGCAAAAAGAAACAAGAGAAGAAACAGUAGACGAGACAAAUAAUAAUACUCCAAAAAACAACGUGGAGGAUGAUACAAUAAAACAGACACAAGAAAAUCUAACAAAUGAACAAAUAAUAGAAAAGGAAAAAAAGGAAAAUCAACAAGAGCCCCAACACGAAAAAAACCAGAAUUACGAAGAAAACAAAGAAGAACUUAACACAAAUACAAACCAAGAAAACAGCGACGAAACAAAUAGUGUCAGAGAAAAUCAAACAACACAGAGACAAUUAGAAAGAAACGCAAGCAAAUACGAAGAAAAACCAGGAGAAAAUCCUGACAAGGACGUAACAGAGCGUGCACUCAAAUCACAGACGGACGACAUCCAGUUAACACGGAGUCCUGACGCACCAAUCAUUGCCUCCUCCGUGAAAUCAUCUCUCGGGAGCACACCAGACAUCAAUGUGGAAUCGAUGGCCACUGACGAGAUAUCUAGUCUCAUCUCCGAGAAAGCAGAGAAUUCGCCCACACAAUCCGAUUCCAUAGCUGACACCAAAAUCGAAGACAUCUCUAACAACAACACGACCGACAGUGGUCUCCAGUCUCAGAUGGACGACUUCCAGUUAACACGGAGUCCUGACGCACCAAUCAUUGCCUCCUCCGUGAAAUCAUCUCUCGGGAGCACACCAGACAUCAAUGUGGAAUCGAUGGCCACUGACGAGAUAUCUAGUCUCAUCUCCGAGAAAGCAGAGAAUUCGCCCACACAAUCCGAUUCCAUAGCUGACACCAAAAUCGAAGACAUCUCUAACAACAACACGACCGACAGUGGUCUCCAGUCUCAGAUGGACGACAUCCAGUUAACACGGAGUCCUGACGCACCAAUCAUUGCCUCCUCCGUGAAAUCAUCUCUCGGGAGCACACCAGACAUCAAUGUGGAAUCGAUGGCCACUGACGAGAUAUCUAGUCUCAUCUCCGAGAAAGCAGAGAAUUCGCCCACACAAUCCGAUUCCAUAGCUGACACCAAAAUCGAAGACAUCUCUAACAACAACACGACCGACAGUGGUCUCCAGUCUCAGAUGGACGACUUCCAGUUAACACGGAGUCCUGACGCACCAAUCAUUGCCUCCUCCGUGAAAUCAUCUCUCGGGAGCACACCAGACACCAAUGUGGAAUCGAUGGCCACUGACGAGAUAUCUAGUCUCAUCUCCGAGAAAGCAGAGAAUUCGCCCACACAAUCCGAUUCCAUAGCUGACACCAAAAUCGAAGACAUCUCUAACAACAACACGACCGACAGUGGUCUCCAGUCUCAGAUGGACGACAUCCAGUUAACACGGAGUCCUGACGCACCAAUCAUUGCCUCCUCCGUGAAAUCAUCUCUCGGGAGCACACCAGACAUCAAUGUGGAAUCGAUGGCCACUGACGAGAUAUCUAGUCUCAUCUCCGAGAAAGCAGAGAAUUCGCCCACACAAUCCGAUUCCAUAGCUGACACCAAAAUCGAAGACAUCUCUAACAACAACACGACCGACAGUGGUCUCCAGUCUCAGAUGGACGACUUCCAGUUAACACGGAGUCCUGACGCACCAAUCAUUGCCUCCUCCGUGAAAUCAUCUCUCGGGAGCACACCAGACAUCAAUGUGGAAUCGAUGGCCACUGACGAGAUAUCUAGUCUCAUCUCCGAGAAAGCAGAGAAUUCGCCCACACAAUCCGAUUCCAUAGCUGACACCAAAAUCGAAGACAUCUCUAACAACAACACGACCGACAGUGGUCUCCAGUCUCAGAUGGACGACUUCCAGUUAACACGGAGUCCUGACGCACCAAUCAUUGCCUCCUCCGUGAAAUCAUCUCUCGGGAGCACACCAGACAUCAAUGUGGAAUCGAUGGCCACUGACGAGAUAUCUAGUCUCAUCUCCGAGAAAGCAGAGAAUUCGCCCACACAAUCCGAUUCCAUAGCUGACACCAAAAUCGAAGACAUCUCUAACAACAACACGACCGACAGUGGUCUCCAGUCUCAGAUGGACGACAUCCAGUUAACACGGAGUCCUGACGCACCAAUCAUUGCCUCCUCCGUGAAAUCAUCUCUCGGGAGCACACCAGACACCAAUGUGGAAUCGAUGGCCACUGACGAGAUAUCUAGUCUCAUCUCCGAGAAAGCAGAGAAUUCGCCCACACAAUCCGAUUCCAUAGCUGACACCAAAAUCGAAGACAUCUCUAACAACAACACGACCGACAGUGGUCUCCAGUCUCAGAUGGACGACAUCCAGUUAACACGGAGUCCUGACGCACCAAUCAUUGCCUCCUCCGUGAAAUCAUCUCUCGGGAGCACACCAGACAUCAAUGUGGAAUCGAUGGCCACUGACGAGAUAUCUAGUCUCAUCUCCGAGAAAGCAGAGAAUUCGCCCACACAAUCCGAUUCCAUAGCUGACACCAAAAUCGAAGACAUCUCUAACAACAACACGACCGACAGUGGUCUCCAGUCUCAGAUGGACGACUUCCAGUUAACACGGAGUCCUGACGCACCAAUCAUUGCCUCCUCCGUGAAAUCAUCUCUCGGGAGCACACCAGACAUCAAUGUGGAAUCGAUGGCCACUGACGAGAUAUCUAGUCUCAUCUCCGAGAAAGCAGAGAAUUCGCCCACACAAUCCGAUUCCAUAGCUGACACCAAAAUCGAAGACAUCUCUAACAACAACACGACCGACAGUGGUCUCCAGUCUCAGAUGGACGACUUCCAGUUAACACGGAGUCCUGACGCACCAAUCAUUGCCUCCUCCGUGAAAUCAUCUCUCGGGAGCACACCAGACAUCAAUGUGGAAUCGAUGGCCACUGACGAGAUAUCUAGUCUCAUCUCCGAGAAAGCAGAGAAUUCGCCCACACAAUCCGAUUCCAUAGCUGACAUCAAAGUCGAAGACACCUCUAACAACAACACGACCGACAGUGGUCUCCAGUCUCAGAUGGACGACAUCCAGUUAACACGGAGUCCUGACGCACCAAUCAUUGCCUCCUCCGUGAAAUCAUCUCUCGGGAGCACACCAGACAUCAAUGUGGAAUCGAUGGCCACUGACGAGAUAUCUAGUCUCAUCUCCGAGAAAGCAGAGAAUUCGCCCACACAAUCCGAUUCCAUAGCUGACACCAAAAUCGAAGACAUCUCUAACAACAACACGACCGACAGUGGUCUCCAGUCUCAGAUGGACGACAUCCAGUUAACACGGAGUCCUGACGCACCAAUCAUUGCCUCCUCCGUGAAAUCAUCUCUCGGGAGCACACCAGACGUUAAUGUGGAGUCGACGAGCGCUGUUGAAACAUCAGGUCUGAUUCCUUGCAGUUUGGAGGAUGUUUCUUCGGUGUCGGGUCGCUUGGAUGCUGGUGGUCCUAACUCUGGUUUUGGUUCUCGAUUUUCGAAUGUUAAUUCUGUUCUGGGUUCGACAGUUUUGAGUAAGAAAUCGUCUGUUGCCUCGCGUUCUCCUACUCGUUCUAUUCGUGGUACCUCUUCAACUAGUAAUCUUUCUAUGUCUUCUGGUUUGAGGGCUUCUAAUUCUUCGCUUGCGAGUAAAAGUUUUUCAAAACUGCCGCAGAGUCAAAUGAACGCUUCCUCUUUGGCUGGUACGCGAUCUUCAUUUAAGGGGUCCAUGGACGUUCUGCGCGUUGAACCUCAUUCGAUCUCACCAACACAGAAAUUUAGUUCUUCGCCAUCAAGUCCUAAUUUGUCACACAGGCUUGCACCGAACCAGCGAACUCUGACAACGUCGUCAAAAUUGCCAAUAAAAUCUGGCUUAUCUUCUGCUCACUCAAACUCUUCUAUAAGUACCAAGUCAAAAUUAACGACGGCUGCUUCAAUAAAUGCUAAUACAUCAUCACCCAAUAUAAGCUGAAAAUCAUCCUAUGAAGGGAGAUACAAGAAAAUGAUAAGGAUUAUUUAUACUAUUACAGAAUUUCUAUAGAUAACUUAAUAUUAUACAAAUUUUUAAAUGAUAUUUUGCUUAAUGAUUAUUUCACAUCCUAUUUUUGAGUAGUGAAACGACAGGCAGUUCAACACUCUAUAGCUUUCUAAAUAAUGUUUGAAUUUGUUUAAUGUAUAAUAUUUUCUGCCUACUUUUUUGGAAAACUAAUAAGAGUAAUUAAUUCGUAAUAU
Molecule: messenger RNA, 5653 nt
Organism: Trichobilharzia regenti
Lineage: Eukaryota; Metazoa; Platyhelminthes; Trematoda; Strigeidida; Schistosomatidae
Source: the annotation of a GenBank genome assembly